Messenger RNA from Agrilus planipennis (emerald ash borer), 1302 nucleotides. RefSeq lists its product as uncharacterized. The transcript has 6 exons. The coding region runs from base 69 to 1301 and encodes 410 amino acids. NCBI's taxonomy places the organism in Eukaryota, Metazoa, Arthropoda, Insecta, Coleoptera, Buprestidae. The record is from RefSeq and is a predicted model, not a curated record.
AGUACAUACUUGUAAGAAUAGAAUUGGAUGAAAAUAUUUCGGUUUUGCGACGAUAUAAACGCGUAACCAUGAUUGUAUUAGCAUCUUUAUUUCUUUUAAAAUUUAUAGAUUUAAUAAGCGCAUUAAUUUUAAUUUCUUCAGUUUUAGUUAUCGUCGUCUUAAAGUAUUUAAAUACUGUAGAAAAGCGUCCCAUUUUAGGUGUUUACCGAUUACCUGCUCGUGGUUAUUGUUUAAAAGUGGCAAUUUUCUUUGUUGUCUUACAUUUUAGAAAAAUAGUGCGUGUUAUAAAAGGCAAGUGUUUAGGUAGAUUGGAUUAUUUCCAGUAUGAAAAACCACAAAAACUAUCAUUUCACGAACAGGCUAUAGAUGCGGUAUAUUUCAAUGGUAAUAAUAAACAGGGGGACGUAUUAAUUAUGGGUACUGCAAGGCGACAAGGGGGUCUCAUAAAUGGUUUUAUUUAUUUAAAAAUCGAAAACUCAGAGUUCGGUUUAUUAGAACUGCCGAAGCAACCAGAUACGUGUUUAUACCAGGAUAAGGAAAUCCAGGAAUUUGCGGUGGAAAAUAUAAAAAUAGAAUCGGUAGAACCAAUGAAAGCAUGGAAAUUAACUUAUAAAGGAUUAAUGAAGAAACACAACAAUCCCUCCGAAACGUUUUCUGUUGAAAUAGAUGCCACUUGGCGUUCAGACUUGCCUUUUUUUGAUUUCGAUACAGACGUUGAUAUAUUGUCAAUGGCGAAAGCGAUAGCGUUAGAAAAGUGGAACAAGGACUAUUUUAAAAUUUUAAAAGAGGUUCAUCAAACUCAUUAUGAACAGUUUGGUGUAAUGGAAUCAACAGUAAAAAUUGACGGUAAAAAUUAUUUUUCGAAAUUUGAUACUGUUCGUGACCACACUUUUGGGAAUCACAGAAAUUGGCGCUAUUUUCACAGAUACGCCAUGCACUUUAUCAGUGUGGAAAACGGCGAUAGAUUGAUGGCAGUUUCUAUUUGCGCUCCAAUUUCCUUUUCUACACUGGACCUAGGAUACUUUUAUUCAAAAUCGGAUAACAAAAUAUACCCUGUUAAUAGUUCAGAUUUUCGUCUACAUCAACAUGGUGAAACUGGAAAAAUCCCUGUAGAUUAUGGUUUCACCGUUACAGCUGGUGGUAAAAACUAUGUUAUACAAGUAAAAGUAAAGGAGUCUCCAAGUUUUUAUAUAGGAGAAGAACAUGAAGCGAAAAUUGUAGAAAUGUUUUCUAACUUUAAAAUAAAUGGAAAAAAUGGAUGGGGUGUUGCUGAAUUUCAGUACUACAAUUUUAAAAAAUAAA